AUGGGGUUCUCCACAGGGGCAUGUAUGGCCGGUAUUCUGACAGCAAUUUUGGAGAGAAAUGGAUCAUGUGAUUUUCAGAAAGAGCGACUUGAUGCUAACCAUCCGCCGUUACUAUUCACAAUUUGCUUUAGUGGGUUCAAAUUGACACAUCCCAAGUUUCGAUCGUUGUACUUGGAUCAGAUUCAGACGCCGAUGCUUCACCUAACUGGGAUUUAUGAUUUCUGGAUCCCCCAGUCACAGACAUAUAAACUGGCUGAGAUUUGUGUUAACGGGGAAUUGGUCUCUUUUGAAGGCACUCACUACGUUCCCGGUGACCCUUUCGUUGUAAGGAAGGUGAUCGAAUUCAUUAAGGAGUCGCUCGGUUGGAAAUAUGAGCCUAACCAAGCAGAUGGUUGGAUCGAUAUUUAG
Messenger RNA from Penicillium brasilianum, 408 nucleotides. The record is from the annotation of a GenBank genome assembly. NCBI's taxonomy places the organism in Eukaryota, Fungi, Ascomycota, Eurotiomycetes, Eurotiales, Aspergillaceae.